This is a messenger RNA of Gastrolobium bilobum, 711 nucleotides long. RefSeq names its product protein PELPK1. The record is from RefSeq and is a predicted model, not a curated record. The transcript has a single exon. The coding region runs from base 1 to 711 and encodes 236 amino acids. Lineage: Eukaryota; Viridiplantae; Streptophyta; Magnoliopsida; Fabales; Fabaceae.
AUGGUUUCCUGCCAUUUGUCAACAAUGAUUUUUCCAUUUCUUGUUCUUACCUUAUUGUCAACAACCAGUCACACAAUGGUUGCUGCAGCACGCAAUCUUCUAGAGUUAACAUUAUCCGAGCCAGAAGAACCUCAACUACCCAAACCUGAGUUGCCACCUCUGCCAAAGCAUGUCUUACCUGAUGUCCCUGAAUUACCUAUGCCACAGUUGCCUAAUAUCCCUAAAUUGCCAAAGCCUGAGUUGCCUAAGGUUCCUAAAUUGUCAAAGCCUGAUGUUCCUGAGCUUAACAUCCCUGAAUUACCGAAGCCUAAGUUGCCUAAGGUCCCUGAAUUGCCAAAGCAUGAGGUGCCUGAGUUUAAGGUUCCUGAAAUACCAAAGCCUGAAUUGCCUAAGGUUCCUCAAUUGUCAAAGCCUGAUGUUCCUGAGCUUAAGAUCCCUGAAUUACCAAAGCCUGAGUUGCCUAAGGUUCCUGAAUUGCCAAAGCCUGAGGUGCCUGAGUUUAAGGUUCCUGAGUUACCUAAGGUCCCUGAAUUACCAAAGUCUGAGUUGCCUAAGGUCCCUGAAUUGCCAAAACCUGAGGUGCCUGAGCUUAAGGUCCCUGAAGUACCAAAGCCUGAAUUGCCUAAGGUCCCUGAAUUGCCAAAGCCUGAGUUGCCUAAGGUCACUGAGUUCCCUGAGAUUCCUAAAGCUAUUCCAACCACCAUGCCAUAA